GGUGUACGUGGUCUAGUGACUGAUGGUUUGGUUUCUCUGGUGGUGAUUCCCAUUCUGGCGGUGUUCCCGUCGCUCCCGUGAAAGGAAUCGUCAGGCCGUCGUUCGAUGAUGGCGUAUAUGGCGACCACCGCCGUCUACAUCUUGGAUCUGAAGGGGAAAUCUCUGAUCUGUCGUAAUUACCGCGGCGACAUCGAGAACAAUGCCAUAGAAAAAUUCCUCCCCCUGUUGAUGGACCGCGAGGAAGAAGGAUGUUCUACGCCAAUCAUUCGACAAGGAGAUGUCACCUUUGUUUACAUCAAGCACAACAAUCUCUAUCUCGUUUCUCUGUCGAAGAACAACUCGAAUGUUGCCCUCAUCUUCUCGUUCCUCCACAAGAUGGUGCAGGUUUUCACCGAAUACUUCAAAGAGCUGGAGGAGGAAUCCAUCCGAGACAAUUUCGUCAUAAUCUAUGAGCUGCUCGACGAACUCAUGGACUUCGGUUACCCUCAGACGACCGAUUCCAAAAUCCUUCAGGAGUUCAUCACACAGGAAUCCCACAAAAUGGAAGUUGCCCCGAAACUCCCUAUGGCAGUAACGAACGCAGUCUCGUGGCGCUCCGAGGGUCUGAAGUACCGGAAGAAUGAAGUUUUCUUGGACGUCAUUGAGAGCGUGAAUUUGCUCGCUAAUUCCAACGGGACCGUUCUCAGGUCGGAAAUCGUUGGUUGUAUCAAAAUGCGAGUCUACCUGUCUGGAAUGCCCGAGCUCAGAUUGGGCCUCAAUGACAAGGUUCUCUUCGAGAGCACCGGUCGAGGCAAGAACAAGAGCGUCGAGCUGGAAGAUGUUAAAUUCCAUCAGUGCGUUCGUUUAUCUCGUUUCGAGAACGAUCGGACAAUAUCGUUCAUUCCGCCCGAUGGAGAGUUCGAGCUCAUGAGUUAUAGACUAAACACCCACGUGAAACCGCUCAUUUGGAUCGAAAGCGUCAUAGAGCGACACGCUCACAGCAGGGUCGAGUACAUGGUCAAAGCGCGAUCUCAAUUCAAGCGGAGGUCUACUGCCAACAACGUCGAAAUCAUUGUGCCGGUUCCGAUGGACGCUGACAGCCCAAAAUUCAAAACGACCAUAGGAAGUUGUAAAUACGCUCCGGAGAGAAGCGCGUGCAUCUGGACGAUCAAAUCAUUCCCGGGAGGCAAGGAAUACUUGAUGCGAGCCCAUUUCAACCUGCCGUCAGUCGAAAGCGAGGAGCUGGAGGCGAGAGCACCCAUCGAGGUGAAAUUCGAGAUUCCAUACUUCACGACAUCGGGCAUACAAGUCAGAUAUUUGAAAAUCAUCGAGAAAUCUGGUUACCAAGCCCUCCCAUGGGUGCGCUACAUCACGCAGAACGGAGACUACCAACUGAGAACGAAUUGACGUAGAUUAAUCGAGAAGCUCAAAGCUUUAUGUCACCUAAUGGGCUGCGGAAAGAAGUUGUUGGGACUUCUACGAGAACGUUCAACCGGACCGCUACGGUCAGAAAUUGGAUAAACUACAUUCCCUGAUGAGUUCCUGAUGAUAUCCGUCAACCAUUUGAGUCACCACGGUCGAGUCACACUCCCGGAUCUGAGUAGCAAGCAAUAUAUUGAUGUUGUAUGACGUACACCUGGUGAAAUUAGGCGACCUCAUGAUGAGUUCCUCGCUUGAUGAUAAUUGAGGAAAGGAGAGCGAGCACCGGUUUCUUGUCCGAAGAAGGUGCGUCCGGUCAGGGAUUCAGGUACCGCAGCCUGGUUUGGGAACGAAAUCCAUGGUGACGUCCGGUCGUCAGAGGCGACAGCAGUAUUCGGGAAUUCUCUUACGAGAUAUAAAGAUGUAAUUUAAUAAUUGAUUACCAUCUCUAUCAUUCUGAUGAAUAAACGUUGUGA
Molecule: messenger RNA, 1874 nt
Organism: Galendromus occidentalis (western predatory mite)
Lineage: Eukaryota; Metazoa; Arthropoda; Arachnida; Mesostigmata; Phytoseiidae
Gene: AP-1mu
Product: adaptor protein complex 1, mu subunit
Exons: 10
Coding region: 106-1386 (426 amino acids)
Biological process (GO): vesicle-mediated transport; intracellular protein transport
Cellular component (GO): clathrin adaptor complex
Source: RefSeq, a predicted model, not a curated record